GGCAGGGGGGAGAGAGGGGCGCGUCAGGGAGGGGGCGGGGCCUCCGCGUGGGAAAUCUUGCCUGGAGGUGGUGGGAAGGCAAGAGGAGACGGUUCAAGGCUUCCUGCAGAGAAAGAACCUGUUUGGUGGUCUCUUCACACGGAUGCGUGAGACAUUUGGUGCCAAAGACCCGGGUCAGAGGGACUCCUUCUGGGGACCAGUUCCCUGUCUUCGCUCCAUGAAGAGAUCCACCUAUGACGCCAGGUCCUCAAACCAACCAACCCAAGGAACAUCUCACUAAUUUCAAAUCGGGCCCCCACUGGAGGUCGGACUGUCCAACUCACAUCGCCGCCGCUCCUAAAGUCCCCGGAGCCCAAACCGAACGUUCCUUGGCUGACUCCUUCCCAGAUCUCCUCUGCUUAGCAGCUGAAGACUGCCUGAUCGCCUCGGAAGCUCCCUGGACCAUCACGGAUGCCGAGCUUCGGGUAACUCUUACAGUGGAGGGGCAGAUGUCCAUUGCAGUCACUGUGAUGCUGAUCAUACACAACUAUUGGUUCCUUUACAUCCCUUAUUUGACGUGGCUUUACUUUGACUGGCAUACCCCAGAGCAAGGGGGCAGGAGAUCCAGCUGGAUCAAAAAUUGGACUCUUUGGAAACACUUUAAGGACUAUUUUCCAAUUCAUCUCAUCAAAACUCAAGAUUUGGAUCCAAGUCACAACUAUAUAUUUGGGUUUCACCCCCAUGGAAUAUUGGCGGCUGGAGCCUUUGGAAAUUUUUCUACAAAUUAUUCCGACUUCAAGGAGCUGUUUCCUGGCUUUACUUCAUAUCUUCACGUGCUGCCACUUUGGUUCUGGUGUCCUGUCUUCCGAGAAUAUAUGAUGAGUAUUGGGCUAGUUUCAGUUUCCAAGAAAAGUGUGUCCUAUGUGGUAAGCAAGGAGGGAGGUGGAAACAUCUCUGUCAUUGUCCUUGGGGGUGCAAAGGAAUCACUGGAUGCCCAUCCUGGAAAGUCCACUCUGUUCAUCCGCCAGCGGAAAGGAUUUGUUAAAAUUGCUUUGACCCAUGGUACCUCUCUGGUCCCAGUGUUUUCUUUUGGUGAAAAUGAACUGUUUAAACAAGUUGACAACCCCAAAGGCUCAUGGAUUAGAACUGUUCAAGAUAAACUACAGAAGAUCAUGGGGUUUGCUUUGCCCCUGUUUCAUGCCAGGGGAGUUUUUCAGUACAAUUUUGGCCUAAUGCCCUAUAGGAAAGCCAUCCACACUGUUGUUGGCCGCCCGAUCCCUGUUCGUCAGAUUCUGCACCCGACCGAGGAGCAGAUUGAGGAGUUACAUCAGACCUAUAUGGAGGAACUUACGAAAUUAUUUGAGGAGCACAAAGGAAAGUAUGGCAUUCCAGAGCAUGAGACGCUCGUUUUAAAAUGACUUGACUGUAAAUAAAUAAAUAAAUAAAUAAAAAUGUCUUGACUGUAAUAAGGCAUAAAGGACAAGAGACCAUCCUAUUGUGAGAAUAAAUAUUUUAAAGAAGUUUAUUAUUUUUCUUUCGCCUGUGAUAUCAAAUUUGCAACAGAAAAGUAUUAUUUAUGGUGAUGAAUGUUGGUGUAUCUGUGGUAAAUAAAAACACAGUAGAUGUCUGUAGGGUAAGGUUGGAGAUGACUAUAAGACAUCUAAUAAUUUUGCUUGCUUAUGAAGGCGAAAUCAUUUUACAGGUUAUGAACAGAUUUAGAAUUAUUCAUGUGCUCUGAAAAACAAAAGAAACUUCAAAAAAUAAU
Molecule: messenger RNA, 1744 nt
Organism: Chlorocebus sabaeus (green monkey)
Lineage: Eukaryota; Metazoa; Chordata; Mammalia; Primates; Cercopithecidae
Source: RefSeq, a predicted model, not a curated record